GGUCGGUGAGGAUCACCUCAUCGCCUCCCUGAUUGCUUGGUCAUGACGGAAAACGGAAAUCAGAGUCAGCAUAAAUGACGAAAACCUCCCCAAGCUUUCGUUCUACUUUCACCUGCAAUGUCCUCCCACUUGAUUGCCUCUCAAGACGGUACUCGCAUUUGGGCUGAUGCUGCCGGAACCCCGGGAAAGCCUCCCGUGGUCUUCAUUCAUGGUUUCCUUGGCUCAGGCCUGAACUGGGUUAAACAGUUCAAUGACAGGCGGUUGUUGGACAACUUGUAUAUGAUCAAAUACGAGACCCGGGGGCACGGCCGUAGCGACCAGCCGGAAUCAGAGGAUGCCUACGUUUCUGCAAAACAUGCGGAAGAUUUUCAGGCAGUGUGCGCUGCUUUCAAUGUCACCAAACCUAUUGUCGUAAGCUGGUCACUGGGAGGCGUCGUUAUCCCUGACGUCUUGUCUCGAUACGGCGCGUCUCCUCUUCCAGUGGCUGGGCAUGUUAUGCUCAACGCCGUAGCCUGGAUCUCCAUGUUGAGGGAGAUCCCUAGACCCUACAACGCUACCGUCAUCUCUUCGAUUCGGUCCCCACAUACCGCCGAAUUCCAAAAUGGGCUGAAAGAAUUCAUCGGAAGUGCCUUUGUCGCUCCAGGGAAUUCGAUUUCGUUUGAAGAUCAAUGCGCGUGGAUGGGCAGUGCCGUGGGUAUGAAUACGGCUGCACUGAAGUUUUCGCUCUCACGAACGCAAGAUGAAACGGCCUUGCUCUCUGUGGCUAAUGAGCUGCCAAUACUCUGUAUCCAGGGUACAGAAGACGUGCUAGUAGACGUGGAGAAACAUGAAAGUUUUAUGAAGAAACAUUUUGGGGACAAUUUGGAUUAUCGUCGACUUCCUGGGGCUGGACAUGCUCCUUUUUAUGAGCGCCCGGAAGAUGUGAGCUCCUAUAUCCUUCAGUUCGUCCAGCGCAUCUAUAAGAGUGCAUGACAAUUGCUCUCUCGAGUCGAAUACUGUUGGAAUGUCAAGUGUCGCGCAUCAUGGUGCAGU
Molecule: messenger RNA, 1032 nt
Organism: Desarmillaria tabescens
Lineage: Eukaryota; Fungi; Basidiomycota; Agaricomycetes; Agaricales; Physalacriaceae
Product: alpha/beta-hydrolase
Exons: 5
Coding region: 118-972 (284 amino acids)
Source: RefSeq, a predicted model, not a curated record